Molecule: messenger RNA, 7074 nt
Organism: Symbiodinium natans
Lineage: Eukaryota; Dinophyceae; Suessiales; Symbiodiniaceae
Source: the annotation of a GenBank genome assembly
AUGCUCAAGGACCUCUUGCCUCGCAUCCUUCUCUUCGGAAGGAAGGUGCCAAAGGCCAUUCCAGUCGUCGCCGAUGCCAUGGCCUUCAUCGUUGCGGUGCCCACGCAGCUUUGGGACAGUGGGGUUGGCAAGAAUGGCCCUGAGGCCAAUGCCUCCUCCGUGGUGCAGGCCUGCCUGGAGGCCCUCGGCGACAGCCACGAGCAGCCGCCCGCCGACGCACUGGCGUGCGUGGCGCAGGUCUUGGCUAGCUUGCUGCACCGACGGCAGCAGGUCGUUACCGCAAUUGGACCCGCCGGGGCCGAGUCCCUCCUGGUGAAACUGAACAGGUGGUCCCUGCAGAGCAUCGACGCUAACGUCGAGCCGUUAGCCCGUGGCUACCGCACCUUCUGCAUGGGAUCGGCUGCUCCAGCACCGGAGGGCCUGGGUGGGCCGCUGUUGCCGCCGCCCGCCUGGCUUACCCCAGUGAUGGUUUGCGCGCACCAACUUCUCAUCUCCGUGGACCUGGUCCAACUUCGCCAGGGAAGGGAAUCGUUGAGCAACGAGGUGCAGAAGAGCUGGGUCACAGGGGUGCUGGACAUUCUGUACGCUUUCCCAGGAGCCGAGCCAGGCCUCGCUUUGGCGUCCAUCCAACUUCUCCUGAGGCUUUGCUCCGCCCAGAUCGGGGCCCACGCCUUCCUGGAGUACCAGCCGAGGCUCUCCCUGGAUGCGGAUGGCAAGCUGAAGGUCCCCUCUGAGACAGCGGGCGGCAUGAUCGUCCUGCUGCGGUUGGCGCGGAAGACGAUUUUUACCGGCAUGCUGCAGAUGGUCGCGGACCUUGCGGUCACCCUCAUGGAAGAGGGCCCGGCGCUGCAAGCAAGGAUGGAGACUGAGAUCCUGGGCCUCUUCUCACAGCAGGUGAAAACGCUUCCCAUCAAGCAAAUUGCGAGCCGACUGAACCCACUGUUCAUCCGCAACCCAGACAUCUUCGGAGAGGCCUUGAAGGCCGUAACUCAGAAAGCACAGUCCUCGGACCAGAGCUCCAUCGUCCUGGAGCCCCUGCCGGAAUCGGAGAGGUCGAAGCAAAAGCCGGCGCCCCACCCGGGGGCCCUGGUGAUGCUGCAGACCCUUGUGGCAGAGAUCUGCUUCAACCUCGAGCUCCAGCACAGCACCGCCUUCCCAAAGAUCUUCGACGCCUCCAAGCGCCCAGAGCCGGAGGACGCAGCCAAGGGCGAGAAGGGCAAGAAGGACGAGAAGAAGAAGGAGAAGGAGGACAAAGAGGAGGAGAAGGAACAGGCAAGCAAAGAGUCGAAGGAGGAGGCAGGUAAGGAGCCGUCGAAACUCCCGCCGCUCUUCCCGCUGGCCUUGGACUCCAAUGCCCUGCUCUUCGUUCUGGACGCGCUGGUGUCGCGUGUGCCUGGUAUGAGCGCACUCACCAUGAAGCCGGCCCUACCCCUGGGCACCAAUCCCAGUAGCCUGCCGGAGAAUUCCCUGGUGGUUCCAGACCGGCAAGACAAAGCUCCCCCAAAGAGCCUGCUGCUGAUGAUGACGAGGCACCUGAUGCCACGCUUCGCCCAGCUGGCAGACGUCUGGCAGGAGCAGAUCCAGCCGCUGAGUCACAGCCAGAGGAUGCACUUGACCCACACCGGCGCCAUCAUCCCAAUGCAGAAGUGCAUGCCGCACCUGGCCACCACCCUGGCCUCCACGGCGCGGCUCUGCGUGGAGCCCCGUCGGGCUUUGGCCUCGGAGGUGGUGCUCAGCACGAAAGCCCUGGCGGAGACGGAGAAGUCGGAGAAGUCGCAGAGCCUCUCCUUUAGCACCGAGGUGGCCGCUGUCUGCGGUCUCGUGGCCCGGCUCUUGGGCGCAGCGGCCGCUGCGGACCGCAAGGAGGACAAGGAGGACGAGGAGGCCCAGAGCCGUCCAGGCACCUCGGAUGCCAAAGACAGUCAGAGGAAAGCCAAAGGCAAGAAGGAAUCAAGCGUCUUCUGCAACCAGAGCGAGACGCAGGCGCUCCGCGAAUCCUUGGUCGCGAUACUGCUGCGAACGGACCUCCAAUGCACGGUGGUCAUGGCCGUGGCCACGGGCAUCGUGAAGUGCCUGGAGUUUCUGACGCGCCGUGAGACAAAGAAGAGCGGCGCCCAGGGGCCACUGCCCGAGCCGGAAGAGGCAGUUGUUCCCAGCGCGGCAGAGUUUGCCGUUGAGUUCAGCGUACCCGAUGGCGCAGCGCACGACGAGCUCGAUAGAGAUGAGGAUGAGGAAGACGAUGAAGAGGAGGAAGAUGAUGACGACCUCGCCGAGGAGGAGGAUGAGGAGGCCAUGGCGGGAAUAGAUGGCGGGCACCUGCCCGAACAUGAAGACUUUGCUGAUGACGACUACGAUGCGGAGUUCGACGAGGACUACGGCGAGGACGACGCCAUGGACUUCGACCGUGAGGGCGACGACAUGCUCCAUGGCGAUGAUGGGGCGGAACCCAACCUAGCUACCAUCCUCAACAAUGCCAUCCACGUGAUCGAUCAGCAAGUCCAAGGCUUCAACCCUGACCAGAUGACCAUGCAGAUGAACUUUUCACCGGACCUGGGAGACGGGCCGCCUCGCCGGGCCCCGCCGCGUGCUGGGCGGGGUGCCAUGGACUUCCUCGGGGUCACCGUGGGCACCGGCUGGAGCGAGCCGGGAGACCUGGAUCUGCCCGGGGAGCACCCGAUGCUUCGCCGCGAGCAUCAGAGCCACGCGCAGCCGCUGCAGCAAAUGCCGCAGCUUGCUGGCUUCCAGAUGCCCGGUGCAUCGGGAGUCGUGGACAUGAGCCGGAUGGUGCAGCUGGUUCCGGGGCCGGACGCUUUCCGCCAGAUCUUCGCAGGCUCUGGGCCCACAGGAGGGGCUGCCGGUAUCAUCGGUGGCCCUGGCGGGGCGCAGAUCGUGAUCACGAGCAGCAGCAAUCUCCUGCCACCGGGGUCGGCAGGCAUGGGUGGAGCCGCCGGCGCGCUGAGACCGCCAGGAGAUUACCAGGAGACCACCAGGAGACCACCAGCAGACCACCAGGAUGCAGGACAUCACCAAGAGACCGCCGAGAUCACCAGCAACGUGAUACAAGCAAAAGACAAUGGAAGUGCCAUGCUGCUACCGUGUUUAGAGCAUGGUGAUGUGCGCAGCACCUAUGCAAGUAUGCAUAGGCUGUCGGACGAGCUCCGCACCGCUCCGGCGGAGUCCAAGGAGGCGCCCGCCACCGAGGCCAGCGAGCAGGCGCCAGCGCCGGAAGCACCCGCAGCCGAGCCUCCGGUUGAGACUACGCCGACCACGGCGGCUGAAGGCGAAGCGGCCCCGGAGCAUCCGCCGGCCGCCGACGUCCCUGAGCAGGUGCCUGCGGCGGACGUCGUGGACGAAGCUUCCGAGCUCCUGGCCCGCCUGAAUGCCGAGGAGGCCGCUGAGCAAGUCCAAGCAGCUGACGCCGAGCCGCAGGCCGAGGAGCCCGCUGAAGGCGGCGAGGCGCACGCUGCCGAAGCCGUCCCUGCAGAGGAGGACCCAGCCGCAGCACUCGGCAUCGCUGAGCUGGAGAGGCUUGCUUCCAGCCUGGGCUGCACCCAGACGGCGCUGUUACAGGCGGCAGAGAUUGACGCCUCUGUCGUAGCUGAGCUCCCUGAGGACAUGCGCGGCGCCGUCGUCAUGGCUACCCUGUCACAGGUCAACGUGGACCACCUCCGCGCGCGCAACUCGCCGGCUCCGGGCCCCGGGGCGCCGCCGGAGUCAGGAGGCUUUGAUGAGAUUGAUGCCUCGGUCCUGGAGGCUCUGCCUCCCGAGAUCCGCGAGGAGGUGAUGAGGGAGGAGGAGCGCCGGCGCCGGGAGCAGGAGAGAGCCCAGAGAGCGGCAGAGACGGCCGCAGCGCAGACGCCCCAGGCUCCUGCUGGGGCCGGUGUCGGCAUGAGUGGUGACAUGGACAAUGCGUCCUUCAUCGCAUCGCUCGACCCAAUGCUGCGCGAGGAAGUUCUCAUGACCGCACCGGAGGAAGUGCUACAGACGUUGCCGGCCGAGCUGGUUGCAGAGGCGCAGAUGAUCCGUGAUCGCGCCUUCAUGCGCAUCGCAAGCCACCGCGAGGGGCCCCCUCCAGCGCAACCGCCUCCGCCUGCGCGUGCUCCGCGGGUCCAGCCGCAGCCCUCGGCGCGGCCCCACCAAUACCUUCAGGCUAUGGAGCAGCAGCUCUCACAACUUGCAGGAGGUCGCAGGGCAUGGCUACAUGGCACGGACGGCCGCUUUCGACAGGCCAGCGACGACUUCAUGGCCCAACUGGGCCUGGCGCUGGGCGGCAGCCGCAGCCGGCAGGCUGCACCGUUAGUGGCCGCAACCAAUGCCGGAGUGGGAACGCCAGGGCUCGCGUCCUUCGACGAGGCUGACCGUGCGCUCCUCGAGCGCCUCGCGGACUACGACGAGGACGCGUGCCAGGGGUUGGAUCCGCCCUUGCCACCUUCGGCCAUCCCAAACGUGUGCCAGCUUCUGUACCUCCGGCAUGAGGUGACGGUGACUCCUCUCACGCGGCUCUUCUUCAACCUCUCCUUGCACCCGGCCACGCGCCAGUUCACCAUGGGGCAGUUCUUGGUGCUCCUCUGCAAGGAGCCUCAGGCGGUCGGAUGCAGGGAGCCUUCGCUUCCGCCUGCUCACCUCUACGAAGGCCUGGAAAACGGCCAGCUGCCGAUCUCCAAUUCCACGGAGGUGAAGGCUGUGGGCGCCCAGCGGGUCCUCCAGAUCUUGGCGUACCUGCUGAGACGCGUCCCGCAGUGCGGGGAGUUCUUUGCGAAGCCUCUGCAGAAGGAGUCGUGGCUGGAGGGUGAGGCGCCGCUAGUCAGUGGCGGCCACUUGUCCAGCCUCGUGGGGCACCACUCGGUGAACGUGCUGCUCCGGCUCCUCACAACGAAGCUGUUCCUCGUUUCCUCCCGGCACGCAGCCUGGCUGCUUGCCAUCCUCCAUGCGUUGCUGGUGCCCGUCAAGGACAAGAAGCCGGAGAAGCCAGAUGAUUCUCCUGCAGAGAAGGAGCAGGCCUCGGGAUCUCCUGACACGCCCGGUGACGACGAGGAGGGAAAGGUGAAGAAGGAAGUGCCUGCAGAGCAGCAGAUCCUGGAGCGCUGGUCAUCCAUCAACAAGAACAUGCACGCCGUGCUGUCCCAAGAGAGCGUACUGGCGUUGUGCCAUUUCCUUUGCCAAGCAGGAAGUGGCCACGGAUCCAGCGGCGAGGCGGACACCUUCCAGAUGGCGGGGGAGAUCCUCGUGGCCCUGGCGGCCUCGCAGGAGCACCUCACGAUGGUCCGGGCAGACCUGAUGAGGGUCCUUGCAGACCUCGUCACCAACAUCGAAGCUGACCUCGCCAAGUGUGAGCCCGGCUCAACGGAGCCCUCCACCAUGGAGACGCGGCUCCUACGCCUGGUGCGAACCCUCGCAGAGGUCUUUAAAGAGGCAGCGAAGGCGAGCCCGGAUCAGGAGCUGAAGAUCGAGGACUUCCUCCGGGAAGCUCGCUUGGAAGAUUUGUGGACCUCGCUGGAUCAGACCUUGGAUCGCCUGCACGACACGGAGGUGUUUGCCACGCCGGCGCAGCGCAUCCUUUCCACCGGGGUCGCCCCGUCGCAGCUGCGGAUCGAGAGCUCGGGCUCCACGAACAUGAGUGGUACCCUGCCCUCCAACGUUCAGACCACGCCGCCGAAGCCGCUGCUCAACAGGCUGCUCCCCUUGAUCGAGGCUUUCUUCGUGCUGCACAACGGCUCCAAAGAAGCUGACAUGGAAGCCAAGGAGCGGCAGAAGGACCAUGAGCAGGAGGGCGGUUCCUCCUCGAGCUGCCCGGGGAAGCAGGUCUUUGCGGAUCUUAUCGAGGUGACUCUGGUGGAAAGGAGUCGUUUCGGCCAGUUCUGCAAGCAGCACCGGCGCCCUCUGAACGCGUUGAUCAAGCAGACCCCCUCGCUGCUGAGCAAGUCCUUCUCGUCAGUGUUGAAGCACAUGCCGCACUGCCUGGACUUCGACAACAAGAGGGCCUACUUCCGAUCCCAACUCAGGUCGAGAAGGAUGGAGAGCCGCUAUGAGACCAUUCGACUUCGCGUGAGGCGGUCCGAGAUCUUCAUGGACUCGUACCACCAGUUGAGAAGCAGAACCGGCGAAGAGAUGCGGGCAAAGAUUCAGGUACAGUUCCAAGGAGAGGAAGGUAUCGAUGCCGGCGGCGUCGGGAAGGAAUGGUAUGGGGCUUUGGCCAAAGAGAUCUUCAACCCCAACUAUGCCCUCUUCGUCCAGGCCGGUGGAAAAGCUUGCACGUAUCACCCCAACCCAAUGUCGUACGUAACAAGAGAUCACCUCGAUUUCUUCCACUUCAUUGGGCGGGUGAUCGGAAAAGCGAUCCACGACGCCCAAAACCUGGAGGCCUGGUUUACCCGCGGCUUCUACAAGCACAUGCUGGGUAAAAAGGUCAUCGCUGCAGAUCUCGAGGCCUUCGACCCGGAAUACUUCUCCAACCUCAAGUGGAUGCUGGAGCACGACAUCACCGACAUCGUUGAGCUCUACUUCUGCGCGGAGAGCGACGAUUUUGGCCAGAUCAAGGUCGUCGACCUGAAGCCGAAUGGGCGGAGCAUUCCCGUGACCAACGACAACAAGUACGAGUACAUCCAGCUCAUGUCGGAGCACAAGAUGACAAACUCUGUCCGACAACAGAUCGAUGCCUUCCUGAAAGGCCUGCACGAGAUCGUUCCGCCCGAGCUGCUGUCCCUCUUUGAUGACAAGGAGCUCGAGCUUCUGAUUUCAGGGCUCCCAGACAUCGAUAUCGACGACCUCAAGGCCAACACCGAAUAUCACAACUACACCGCACAGUCAGACCAGAUCCAGUGGUUCUGGAAGGUGCUGAGCGAGUUCAGCCAGGAACAGCGCGCAUGGUUCCUUCAGUUCGCGACCGGGACCUCCCGCGUGCCGGUCGAGGGCUUCAAGGGGCUCGUCGGAAUGCGUGGACCACAGAAGUUCUGCAUCCACCGGGCCUACGGUCCUGACCGCCUGCCUUCGGCCCCCCGGCUUAGGAGAAGGGGGUGGAUGUGCUUAGGGUAUACGAUGGUAUACGAUAUGGGGGGGUUCAGAGCUUUGGGGUGA